UUGGGAAUGUGGGGUCACCGCCCUGCGGCCAGCGGCUGCACUCGCUGCUGGACAAGGUCACCGCCUUCAUGCGGGAGGAGAUGGCCGAGCGCGAAGCKUCCGAGCGCCUCUGCGGCCGCCGCGCCCCGCGCAGCCCGCACGGCUGGGGGCUCCUGGAGGCGCUGUGGCUGCUCGCCUUCUACGAGCCCGUGGUCACCGAGGGCCACCUGCGCCGCAAGAACCUCGAGUUCAUCUUCAUCCGCUUCAGCGCCUGGGAGUUCGCGGGCUGCGACAAGCUGUGGGCCGGGCUGGUGAGCACCCUGUGCCACAGCGUGCGCCAGCAUUUCGGGGCGCUGCCGCUCAGCGUGUUCCACGUGCUGGGGUCGCGGCCCCGCUUCGCCUCGGGCUUCUCGCAGCGCGAGUGGAUCCUCAAGAAGGGAACGUGCCUGCGGCUCUGGGGGCUGCUGCUGCUGCUGGCGCUGGGCAUCUCCGUGCUGCUCGUGGCGCUGCUGGUGCCCGGCAUCAAGGACCACCGGGCGCUCAAGGUGGUGGGCAGCGCGGCCGCGUCGCUGUCGGGCUCCAGCCUGGUGUUGGGGGCUCUGUCCAUCCUCAAGAAYUUCCUGGUCAGCGAGAAGCGCAAAAUCGAGCGGCUGACCAACAGCGACCGCUUCGCCGGCCAGCUGGGCUUCAUGAGCAAGAUCCGCGAGGAGGUGGAGGUGCUGGUGGAUUAUUUGGCUUUCAUGGAGGUGUUCGAGCGGCGGCGGCUCCGCGUGGUGCUGGAGAUCACCAGCCUGGACCGCUGCUACCCCGACAAAGUGGCCGGGGUGUUCAACGCCAUGGCCACGCUGCUGUCGGACGCCAACGCUCCCUUCAUCUUCCUGCUGGCCGUGGAUCCCAGCGUGGUGGUGCCGUGCCUGGAGAGCUCCGGGAGCCUGAAGGGAAUGGCGGAUAACGGRUACCUGUACCUGAAACGCGCCGUCUCGCUGCCCUUCUCCAUCCCCGACACCGGCGCCCGCUCCCGGCUGCGCAGCGUGGAGGCGGCGAUCCAGACCCGCGAGGAUUUGCUCUACCGMAUCAUCGCCGGUAACGUGGCCAAAUCCAGCGGCGCCGCGCCCGUUCCCAGCCGGAGGGAGGCGGAUUCGCAGGCGGUGGCGCGGAUCCACGAAGCGUUCCGCUGCCUCCACGACGGCUCCGAUGUCCUGUCCCGGUACCUCCCGGAUGACGGGGCCAGCGUCCGGCGCAUCGUYAACACGGUGCCCAUCACGCUGCGGCUGCUGCUGCACCACGCCGGCGGUUCGGCCGCAGUUCCAUCCCCGCGGGCGGCCGCGGCCUGGGUGGUGCUGGCUGACCGCUGGCCCUGCCGCCUCAGCUGGACGCUGCAGUGCCUGGAGGAUUCCGUUCACAGCGUCCCGGUGGCGGAUCUGGCCGGGAAAUCCCUCUGGAGCAUCUUCCGRGAGAACGUGGGCGAGCUGAGCUCCCUGAAGCAGCCGCUGGGCAAYGUCCUGAGCCUGGACGGGGACGCCGAGCUCUUCCAGCAGUUCCUGGAGAGGGAUUUUCCCUUUGGAGCUGGAGAGGCCCUGGAGCUGCUGGCGGUGACGGUGAAUUUAGACCAUUCCAUCCGGCGCCGAAUGGCGCUGCUGCGGGCGCUGGGGCGGCUCGGGAAAAGCGCGGCGGCGCAGCCGGUGUCGCGCGGGGUGCAGUGUCCCUGUCCCCACUGAUGGCCAGAGUGUCCCUGUCCCCAUUGAUUGCCACAGUGUCCCUGUCCCCAUUGACACCCACGGGAUCCGUGUCCCCUUUGACAGCCACGGGAUCUGUGUCUCCAUUGAUACCCGAGGGGUGCAGUGUCCCUGUCCCCACUGAUGGCCAGAGUGUCCCUGUCCCCACUGAUUCCUGCAGGGUCCGGUGUCGCGCGGGGUGCAGUGUCCCUGUCCCCAUUGACACCCACGGGAUCCGUGUCCCCUUUGAUUCCUGCAGGGUCCGGUGUCCCCACUGAUUUCCACAGGAUCCGUGUCCCCAUUGAUUCCCAGUGUCCCUGUCCCCACUGAUUCCUGCAGGGUCCGGUGUCCCGCGGGGUGCAGUGUCCCUGUCCCCACUGAUGGCCAGAGUGUCCCUGUUCCCAUUGAUUCCUGCGGGGUGCAGUGUCCCUGUCCCCACUGAUACCCAUGGGAUUCGUGUCCCCAUUGACAGCCACGGGAUCUGUGUCCCCAUUGAUUCCCACAGUGUCCCUGUCCCCACUGAUUCCCAGAGUGUCCGUGUCCCCAUUGAUUCCUGCGGGGUACAGUGUCCCUGUC
Messenger RNA from Malurus melanocephalus (red-backed fairy wren), 2270 nucleotides. RefSeq names its product NTPase KAP family P-loop domain containing 1 (gene NKPD1). The transcript is spliced from 2 exons. The record is from RefSeq and is a predicted model, not a curated record. Bases 69 to 1697 code for a protein of 542 amino acids. Lineage: Eukaryota; Metazoa; Chordata; Aves; Passeriformes; Maluridae.